UGUGACCUCCGAACUCACGUGAUUUUCCAUUAUUUCAGCUACCUCUUAGCUAGCUAGCUAGCUCUGCACUGCACUGGAUCGAGAGUGGUUAGCUUUCUCUCUAUCUAUAAGCUAGCUAGUGAGUUUGACGGACCAUACAACCCAAGAAUUGUUACUGCACUUCUUCCUCCAAUGACUGUGAGCUGGCCGGAAUGUCAAGCAAUAGCAGUCACUGGGUAUGGUUCCACAAGAACGUGGGUCGUGUGGAGACAGAGAGGAUAUUACUGGAGAGCAAAGAAGAUGGCUCCUUUCUGAUCAGAGAGAGUGACACUAUCAAAGGAGCCUAUGUGCUCUCUACAAUAUAUCAGAAGAGAAUCCAUCACUAUCGGAUACUACCAAACGAGGAUGGAAAAUUUUCUGUUCAGGCCCAGCAAGGUAUCCAACGAAAGGCUUUCUCUACGCUGGACGAGAUGGUGGAGUACUACAAGCUGGGCAAGCGAGGGAUUGUGUGCGCACUCACCAUCCCCAUACCUCAGAGGAGAGAGGAGGAGCAGCAGGAAGACCCUGAUGAAUCAGACGAUGAGGAUGAUGUUUCAAAAGAGAAAAACCUCAUAUCCAAAUUCCUGUUGGCCUCCCUGAGUACAGUGGACAUCACCAAUGUGGACAACAGCUUUUUGGAGAAACUCAAGUCCUAUCUCAAUGGUGACGUUGUUAAGGACGUGGACAGUAUGUCCACAUCCUUCCCUCAUGUCACACAGCUCAAGCAGCUCUUCUUGUCCGACUGUGCCAAAAUUCAUGAGCAACUGAACAUGGUUAUGGUACGUGUGGAUCUGAUGCAGAGUCUGUUUGACAGAGCUGGAGGGGCCAAACACGCUGGAGAUGUGAGCUCCAUGGCCAGGAGAAGGCGGUCCAAACCAGAGGAUGGUGAUUUUGACUCUCUGGGUUUCAAGCUCAGCGAUUGUUCUGAGUCCAUUCAGAGUUUGGAAACGACAGCCUUUCAGAUGUUUCGUGAGUUGAGUGUGACCCUGACUGGGCGUCCCUCCAACCCCAACUCCCUCACCCAGCCACCUGCACCCUCUGACUCAGGAAAAAAUUCUCCCGAUCAGGACAUGGACGACGAGGAGGUCUCCUUCGAUGUCAAGAUCGAGCACGCUCUCUCAGGCAAGAAAAACCAAAUACUGACAGUGAAUCUGAGAGACUGUCGCCUGUGUCUGUGUAAGCCAGGGGAGCGACAGGGGACCUCGUUCGAGCACCAUCAGAUCCUCCAGCUCGUCAAGUCACGUACCAGAGAGCACAGGCUCGGUGUUCAACUGAGCGGACAGAGCAGGAAAGACUACAUCUUCAAUGACAUGCGGGCACGAGAGCACUUUUGUCAGCUGAUUCAGUACAUUCGUAACAAGAUGAGACAGGAGGAGCAUGACCACGUCUCAAUAUUCGUGGGCACCUGGAAUAUGGGUGAUGCGGGACCUCCUGCCGAAAUCAGCUCGUGGAUACGCUGUAAUGGGAUGGGCAAAACGCUGUCCACUAAACUGGAGCACGCUCAUGACAUGUAUGUGUUUGGAACACAGGAGACAAGUGUGAGUGAAAAGGACUGGUUCUCUAUUCUCAAGCAGACACUCAAGACGCUCUACUCCAUAGAUUAUGAGAAGGUGACCUCUCAAACGCUGUGGGGCAUUAGGUGCCUCAUUCUAGUCAAGUCUGAGCACUCCAACAAGAUAUCACACGUUCAGGUGUCUCAGGUGCGUACUGGUAUUGGCAAUGCCUUGGGCAACAAAGGAGGAGUUGGCAUCUCCUUCUUUUUUGGAAAUAUCUCCCUCUGCUUCAUUAACUCCCACCUCACAUCAGGCAAUGAAAAGUGCACCAGGCGUAACCAGAACUACCAUGAUAUUUUGAAGGGCAUGGGUGCCCUCAAGCACAAGAACCUGAGCCAGUUCGACCUCACCAACCAGUUCACUCACAUGUUCUUCCUGGGGGACCUCAACUACCGCAUAGACCAACUAAGUGCCACUGAGAUUGUCGACUAUGCCAAAAAGAACGACCACUUCUCCAUAUUCUCUGAUGACCAGCUCAAGAGGGAGAUGGAAAAAAAGAAAGUGUUUGUCGGAUUCGAUGAGUCCCCUAUUCUGUUUCCGCCGACCUACCGGUUUGCCAAGGGAGCCAGAACACUGGACGACUAUGUCUGGGUCAAGCACAAGAGAUCAGGGAUUCGUAUUAACGUGCCCUCGUACUGUGAUCGUGUGCUGUGGCGGUCAUACCCGAAUGCCCCUAUCAUCAACACCUCGUAUGGGUGCACAGGUGACAUCAUGACAAGUGACCACUCCCCCGUCUUUGCCACCUUCCAGAUACUAGGCAUCAAGCAGUAUGCUGCUUCAGUUGCACCUACUAGUGGACUGAUGCCCACCAACAACAAGAAAGCAAUGAUUGUCAUUGACAGUGUCUCAGCAAGGAUACAGACGAACAGCAAGACGCACUUCUACAUUGAGUUACACUCAGCAUGCUUUGAGGGGUUGAGGAAGUCUCCACCCAACAAUGACUGGGCCCAGGUGCAGGACUCAGAGACAUAUGUACGGCCAGUAUGGCGAGCGAGAGACCCCGCGGUCAGUAUACAGCCCAUUGUCAAGGAGGAGGAGUACUUGGAGCAACAGCACCUGCUACUGAUCAUUAAGUCCCAGGAGAGUGAUGAGCCUUAUGCUGAAUGCUGUUUGUCCUUGAGAGAGCUAAUUGGCAAGUCACCAGUGUCUGUACGGCGGGAGCUCACCCAUCAAGCACUUCCCAUCGGAGAAUUAGAUGCCCUGAUUCAUGUCACACUUGACCAGUACAAGCAGAGGGUGACGGAGGAAGAGCUUUACUCUGACGUCAACUUCAUUAUUCAAGACCAAGGGGCAGCCGGUAGUAGUUCUUUGGAUUUUGUCAGUAAUGGCUCCAAGGUUCGACAGAGGAGCCACCACUCAGAGUCAGCGGACCCUCCCAUAAUGAAUGCCAGAUAUCGGAAGGACUCUAUUGGGACCCGCCCCAUGCUCCCUGUCCCCCGCUCUACCAUCAACUCACACAGACCAUCAUCAGCCUCCACCCCCAGUGCCACUGCUGAAGCUGGAGCACCCCCACUACCACGCAGAAGGGAAGGAGCUAUUUCUCCCAGAAAUUCAACAAAUGUACCUAGUAGCAUGAAUAUACCUAGUAGCAACCCUCCUAUUCCUUCCAGAAGAAUAGAGAGUCCAAGCACAACGGAUCCUCCUGUUCCAGUGCCUCGAUUGCGACCCUCUCAAAGCAAUCCUCCUCUCCCUACAAAACGGAAAAUGCCCCCUACCCCUACCUCCACUCCAUUUCGUCAAGGGUCCUCACCCCCUCUGAAGGGAAGAAAUGCGGACCCCUUGCCUCCCCUACCCUCUAAAUCACCUCCCCUCCCUAUUGCUCGGCAAGAAGUACCUCCAUCCCCUCCUGCACAUAGAAGACAAGGAGGGAGAUCUCCAAGACCACCAUCUACUGUAGAUUCCCUGCUUCAUUUGAACGGGUUGCAGCAGUUCUCCAGCAUCCUCAUCGCUAAUGGUUACGAUGAUAUGCACUUUCUGGCUGAAGUGUCUGAAGAAGAACUGGAAGAAAUAGGAGUCACCGAGUCCUCAGAUAGAGGAAAGUUACUGCAAAUAUUUAGGAAGGCAACUUAGAGUCGCCAUUGAUCAAGAACAAGUUCGUGUGAUCUUGGAAAUUUGAACCUACAAUCAUUGUUGAUCGUAAAUCUCUUUUAAAGACUGUUUUUUUCAUGCGUCUUAUGUUUUUAUACCAUCCUCAGGGCUUAUUGUUGAUGUGUUUUUUGUAUUGAUUGUCGUAGGAUUUGUAUGAUGUUUAGUUUAAUUUUCACUCAUUAUUUUAUUUUAUGACUUUUUUAUAGCAUGCACUAUUAUUAUCAUUAUUAUGAUUAUAUACAUACUAGAUUACUAAUUAAUUAGUGUCAUG
Molecule: messenger RNA, 3930 nt
Organism: Halichondria panicea
Lineage: Eukaryota; Metazoa; Porifera; Demospongiae; Suberitida; Halichondriidae
Product: phosphatidylinositol 3,4,5-trisphosphate 5-phosphatase 2-like
Exons: 23
Coding region: 192-3641 (1149 amino acids)
Biological process (GO): regulation of immune response; regulation of signal transduction; phosphatidylinositol dephosphorylation
Molecular function (GO): phosphatase activity; protein binding
Source: RefSeq, a predicted model, not a curated record